Bombina bombina (fire-bellied toad) is the source of this 640-nucleotide messenger RNA. It is a transcript of the gene CARD18, whose product is annotated as caspase recruitment domain family member 18. The transcript has 3 exons. Gene Ontology annotation, biological process: proteolysis; regulation of apoptotic process. The coding region runs from base 280 to 549 and encodes 89 amino acids. The record is from RefSeq and is a predicted model, not a curated record. Gene Ontology annotation, molecular function: cysteine-type endopeptidase activity. Lineage: Eukaryota; Metazoa; Chordata; Amphibia; Anura; Bombinatoridae.
CCAUAGGGCUGGAAAAAAAUACAUUCCAUCCUUCCUUUUACAAGAGUAGGUCACUGCAGCCUUGUAGGGUAAUUAUUAAGCUGUUAUAUCCAUGAGCAGCUCAAUAAAGUAAAAAGUCUUUUUGAAAAACCGACUCUUGAAAGAUCAGGAAAUAGGAAGUGAACUGAAUGAAACUUGAGGCGUUAACUUACCAGAAAGCAGAAACUGGAAAAGUUUGUUUUCACUUUUCUCAAGCCCAUUACAGAUUUCUUUUGCUGGAAAUAAAUAGAGCUUAAGGACAUGGCAGCAACUCUGGAGAUAAAAAGGAAAGUUUUGGUGGAGAGGAUAGGUGAAGAAAAUAUUAAUGGUCUACUGGACUGUUUAAGUGAAAAAAAAAUUAUUAAUGAUGAUGAGUUUGAAUCAAUAACUCAUGAACACAAGCUCAGAAGGGAGAAAAUACGAACGCUAGUUGACAUGAUCAUUAGAAAAGGAGAUACAGCGUCAAGAUCAUUUUUAACGGCACUUCAAGAUUUAGACCCUGCUCUGUGUCAAGAUCUUAACAUAAACUAGAAGUAUUUCAGGUGUGUAUUUUCCUACAGUAAUUGUCUUGGAAUAUUUGAGUUAUAUGCUUCUUUCAAUAAAUAAAUAAUAAUUAAAAGUA